Phytophthora nicotianae INRA-310 is the source of this 270-nucleotide messenger RNA. RefSeq lists its product as hypothetical. Lineage: Eukaryota; Oomycota; Peronosporomycetes; Peronosporales; Peronosporaceae. The transcript has a single exon. The record is from RefSeq and is a predicted model, not a curated record. Bases 1 to 270 code for a protein of 89 amino acids.
AUGGGCGGCAGCUCCACCAGACUCACGUUGAGCUUCGGUGCGCCAUCACACGAUGUCCAUGAAGCGCUGUAUCAACAUCGGGUACACGAGCACAUGGAACGGCUGGACGGACUCCAAGACGUCGCCUGCACGCAGUUGCUGGGACACAAAGCGCUGCAGGGUCUCCGUGUCUUGCUUUCAGAACUGUCAGUCGCAGAUGAACACCAUCGAGUGGAAGUAGUUGGCGAGGGCGUUAGGGAGCUGCGGACGCAACCCGAGAGCUUCCAGUAG